AUGGCGGCCGCGGGCCCCAGCGUCUUCCUGCUCAUGGUCAGCGGGCAGGUGGAGAGCGCCCAGUUUCCUGAGUACGAUGACCUCUACUGCAAGUACUGCUUUGUGUACGGCCACGACUGGGCCCCCACCGCGGGCCUGGAGGAGGGCAUCUCCCAGAUCACGUCCAGGAGCCGCGACGUGCCGCACGCACUGGUGUGGAACUUCCCCAUCGACAUCACCUUCAAAAGCACCAACCCCUUCGGCUGGCCGCAGAUCGUGCUCAGCGUGUACGGACCGGACGUGUUCGGGAACGACGUGGUCCGCGGCUACGGGGCGGUGCACGUGCCUUUCUCGCCCGGCAGACACAAGAGGACCAUCCCCAUGUUCGUCCCGGAGUCCACAUCGAAGCUGCAGAAGUUCACAAGCUGGUUCAUGGGACGGCGGCCUGAGUACACGGACCCCAAGGUGGUGGCCCAGGGUGAAGGCCGGGAAGUGACCCGCGUCCGCUCCCAGGGCUUUGUCACUCUGCUCUUCAACGUGGUGACCAAGGACACGAGGAAGCUGGGCUACGACACGGGGCCUUCGGACACGCAGGGCGUCUUGGGGCCCAGCCUGCCCCAGGGCCUCCCCCCGUGA
Messenger RNA from Pipistrellus nathusii (Nathusius's pipistrelle), 615 nucleotides. Lineage: Eukaryota; Metazoa; Chordata; Mammalia; Chiroptera; Vespertilionidae. The record is from the annotation of a GenBank genome assembly.